UCAGACGUAACACAAUGGAAGCAAUCAUUUGUUUUUAUUUGUACAGGUCGUAGUGUCAAAUGUUCAUAGACUAACGCUAUCAACACGUUACAUAUUUCAGUGCUGUACAUAUUUGUUUCUCUACAUAAUAGACGGGAUACAGCCACCUCCACUGGGCACGCGCACUUCAAAACCGUAUAAUUUGCGUCACUCUAAAAACAGUUGAUUUAUAUUUUGUAUUAUUGUAAAGUUAGGUUUAGGGUUUGGGUAGGCGUAGGGGUUAGCUAAUGUAAUUUAUUGGAAUUCUAUGGCGAGAUAUUGCACCACUUCCGGCCGUAGCUGCAUCCCUUCUAGCUACAACCUAUCUGCGAAGAAGAAGAAGACAGAGCGCCAUGCACGACGUUGAAAUGGCUAAACAACAUCACAGUUCGAACCGCGGUCACUUUUGACCACAAAACACCGCUGUAGAUGAAAAAUCUGUCAUUUCUCGUGUAACGGAGGCCAGCUGUUAGAGGGAGAGCUGUGUGUGCACGCAGAGGCUGCGAGCUCGUCUCUCCCUCGCCGGACCGAUGGCGGUUUCGAGGCUAGGAGGGGUUACAUUCCCGCAUCCCUGAGAACACCCCCCAGGAAAGAAUGAAUUCGGCGAGAGUCCCGUCUGGUCGUGAGGAGAGUAUCACUACAGGUGAGGCAUCAGAAAGUUUGUCAGUAUUUUAUGAGAUCCAAGCGCCUGUGAGAAGGGCGUUGUGUGUUUUUACUGUCCCAGAGAAACCUGUAGGCUCUUUGUUGCGAAAAGCAGGCGGUUACGUCAUCUCGGGGGGAAUGCGCUUUGCGGUUGUUCAACAGGUCAUGCACUCCAUUACAACAGCUGCCCAGCUGGACAAAAAACCCAACCCAACGCUCGCUUCAGUGAUGGCAAGUAGAUAAGCAGGGAGGUACUUUGCAGGUAUAUACUCGAAAAAAGUACCAUUUAUGUGGGAGACUCUACACUAGAACAGUGCAUUAGGUUUUGCUGUAUGCUAAGUGUAUAGUGAUGUAAAAGUGUAAUGUAUUGCAGUUCAUUUUAUUAUACCCACGUUACCCCCAGCCUGUCCGUUUACCAUGGGAAUGGAACUCCCGCCGGCCGUGAUGGAGAGGAAACAGGGGUCUCUGUACACACUUUAUCCUGACCGUUCUUCAUCACUCAGACCAGUUGACCACAGAGGGGUUUCCUGGACAGAGCCCGAUGAAGACAUACCAGACGGUAUGUGUAUGGACCCAGAGGGUCAGUGGGUCGCCUGCUACCAUGGAGGAAGAGAUUUGCGCAUUGACCCACAAACAGGCACCCGACUGCAGACGGUUAAACUGAUGGAGAAGACCAACUCGUGUUGUGCUGGUGGAAAAGAUCACGCUGAUCUGUACGUCACCAACAGGCCGUUUAAAGACAUGGAUGGAGAUUCACUGGCCAUACAGCCUUCGGCUGGCUGCCUAUUUAAGCUCACGGGUGUGGGAGUUCCAUCGUUCUCGUGUACUGGAUAAAAACCAAGAAGACAGCGAUGAUGUUUGUUGAUACGUUACCAUUUUUUCUGAUGAAUCAGCAUUGAUUAUUUGACCACCGUUGUAACCGUGCAACCAUCGCAUUAAUGCAGGAUAACGUGGGACGGAUGAAAAUCUUAGUUUCGUGGUAUUACACACAGGAAAAUAUUUGCCUUAAACUGAUUUGAUAGACCCGAUCAGUGGAUAUAAAAUGCAAUUAUUCACAAAUCCACUUUUUAGACGUGACCUCACAAAAGUAAAACAAUUGUAAACGUUUUCUAAUCCUGUUUACAUUAACCCAACUCUGUGAACAAAAGUAUUCAUGAAUGAUUUCCAGGGAUGGAUUUGAUAGCGAUUUGAUCCUGAUUCCACAUUUGCCAUGUUUAUUAUUGAUCAUCUAAACGUGGGGGAAAAGGUGGACUUCAUGUUUGUGUGAAUCUUAAACAUUCCCCUAGAAAGUGAAGAAAACACAAAUUGACAUUUUUGGUAAUCUGCUGUAUUUAAAUGAGUUUGAA
This is a messenger RNA of Triplophysa dalaica, 2006 nucleotides long. RefSeq names its product regucalcin-like. Gene Ontology annotation, biological process: L-ascorbic acid biosynthetic process. Gene Ontology annotation, molecular function: gluconolactonase activity; calcium ion binding. NCBI's taxonomy places the organism in Eukaryota, Metazoa, Chordata, Actinopteri, Cypriniformes, Nemacheilidae. The record is from RefSeq and is a predicted model, not a curated record.